Molecule: messenger RNA, 1733 nt
Organism: Cylas formicarius (sweet potato weevil)
Lineage: Eukaryota; Metazoa; Arthropoda; Insecta; Coleoptera; Brentidae
Product: facilitated trehalose transporter Tret1-like
Exons: 7
Coding region: 93-1628 (511 amino acids)
Biological process (GO): transmembrane transport
Cellular component (GO): membrane
Molecular function (GO): transmembrane transporter activity
Source: RefSeq, a predicted model, not a curated record
GCCGAAGACAUUUGAUGUUCAGGCUGGGCCACAGAGUGAACCGUGAAUUUAAAGUAUACGUGCGUUACUACUCCUAAGUGCAUUUAAGAAUUAUGUGCGCAGAUAACAAAUCGGAUCAUAGCACCGAUGAUGACAGCGAAAUCUCCCACGAAGCUAUGUCACAUCAAUAUACGCCGCUGGGGUACAAACUGUACCGCAACAAAACUGUUUCACGUAAAAGGAUCUUAGCACAGACUCUUGUAACAGGAGCGACGAUGCUGACAUCGGCAGGGUGCGGUAUGCCCGUCGGGUAUUCAGCUAUUUUACUUCCUCAACUUCAAAACAACAACGACAGCAUGAAUAUAAAUGACGAAUUAGCUUCCUGGAUCGCCAGCGUUCAUUCGGCGGCAACCCCAUUCGGCUCCCUCGUCAGCGGCAUGUUGAUGGACCGCUGCGGCCGGAAACUGGUCCUUCAGUUUGCCUCUGUACCGCUCAUACUAGGAUGGAUAUUAAUCGGUUUUGCGCAGAACCACACCUUUUUGUUGUUGGGACGAGCCGUAGCGGGAUUGUCAGCAGGUCUCAGUGCCGCUGCUGGACAGGUGUUAAUAGGAGAAAUUACAGAGCCCCAUCUCAGAGGAAUGCUGUCGAGCGGCCCCUUUGUGAGCUACUCGUUCGGAAUUUUAUUGGUUUACGCUCUAGGGUCUAUACUUCCUUGGCGAUACGUGGCUGGGUUGAGUACGAUAUUGCCAUUUACGGCCAUACUCGUAUUUCUUUUUCUGCCUGAAAGUCCUGUGUGGUUGGUGAGGCAUAACAAGAUUGAAAAAGCAGGAGAAGCUUUAACUUGGCUGCGGGGAGGCAAUCACCUUCAGGCAAAAGAAGAAACGGACCAUUUGGUACAGCGACUCCAACAAGAAACGGAAACCAAAACUUCCCUAAAAGCUUUGCUAAAGCCGCAAGUGCUAAAACCGCUUCUCAUAAUAAAUCUCUUCAACAUCCUUCAAAUCCUUUCGGGUACAUAUUUGAUAGUAUUCUACGCGGUAGACAUAUUGAGUCAUCUAAAUGGUGAAAGCUUUGACCAUUUUCUUGCCGCAUCGCUCACGGCCUGUGUUCGUUUUCUCUUCACCAUUAUUUCCACUUUGCUACUAGGCGUGGUGGGACGACGCACCCUUUCACUGACAUCGGGAAUCGGAACUUCGCUUUCAGCCUUAUGCCUGGGUGUUGUUCUCCAUCAGAGUUGUAAAGAAAACAACCUCCUAAUGGCGCUCUUCGUUCUGUUCUAUGUGGCAUCCAACACGAUAGGAUUUUUUGUGUUGCCAGGAGUAAUGUUGGGGGAGUUAUUUCCCGCGAAAGUCAGAGGUCAUGCGGGAGGUUUUACCUUCAUGAUCUUCAAUUUCGUUCUCUUCGGCGUAGCAAAAAUAUUUCCUUUUGUUAAAAGCACGAUCGGCAUAUCUGGGGUAUUCUGGACCUUUGGCGCAUCGUCCCUUCUCGCCAGCCUCUUCCUGUAUUUGAUGCUGCCCGAAACGAAGGGCAAGUCACUAAGUUAUAUCGAGGAUUACUUCCAGCAGAACAACUUAAUCUGGAUAAGAAGGGACAAAAACUGGGAAAAUAAAUUUUUCAACCGUAACGAGACUGAAAGGCUGAACGUUUAGGACUUAUUUAUUUCGUUUUGUAAUAUUAAGUUAAAAUGGCUGUUAUUGUUUAGGGUAUAAGGUAAUUUAUGUUGUUUUGUAAUAAUUAUUAAUAAAAAAUUUCGA